Molecule: messenger RNA, 1257 nt
Organism: Echinops telfairi (small Madagascar hedgehog)
Lineage: Eukaryota; Metazoa; Chordata; Mammalia; Afrosoricida; Tenrecidae
Product: zinc finger protein 84-like
Exons: 5
Source: RefSeq, a predicted model, not a curated record
AUGGGGCAGAUGAGAAGGGCUGCCCGUCUUCGUUACCUCUCUGUGGCGGUAUGCUCCAUAGCCACGCCUAUCACUAUGUCUGAUUUUCGAGCUUUCAUUCGGAAAGCACAUCUCAAAAGUCAUCUACGAAAUCACACAGGAGAAAAACCCUGUGUAUGUGGUGAGUGUGGUAAAGCUUUCAGCGAGAAGCAACGCCUUAUAUCACAUCAGAGAUUUCAUACAGGAGAGAAACCCCAUGUAUGUGGUGAAUGUUGAAAACCCUAUAUCUGGAACUUUACCAAGAAGAAGGACCUCGCUGAUCAUCAGCGAAUUCAUACUGGAGAGAAACCCCAUGUAUGUGGUGAAUGUGGAAAGGCUUUUAUGAUGAGUACUCUCACUGGUCAUCAGCAAACUCAUACUGGGGAGAAACCUCACGUAUGUGGUGAAUGUGCAAAAGCAUUUAUCAAGGAGAAGGCUCUCACUGUUCAUCAGCGAACUCAUACUGGAGGGAAAUCCCAUGUUUGUGGUGAGUGUGGUAAAGCUUUCAGCGAGAAGCAACACCUUAUAGCACAUCAGAGUUUUCAUACAGGAGAGAAACCCCAUGUCUGCAGUGAUUGUGCAAAAGCCUUUAUCUGGAAGACUUCUCUUUCUCUUCACCAGCGAACCCAUAUUGCAGAGAAACCACAUGUCUGUAGUGAAUGUGGAAAAUGCUUUAUGUGGAAGUAUGAGCUCACUGUUCAUAGGAGAACUCAUACUGGAGAGAAACCUUGUGUAAGUGGUGAAUGUGGGAAAGCUUUUAUCCGGAAGAAGGACUUCGUUUAUGAUCAGCGAACUCAUCCUGGAGAGAAACCUCACGUAUGUGGUGAAUGUGGAAAAGCCUUUAUCAAGAAGAGUCCCCUCACUGAUCAUCAGCGAAUUCAUACUGGAGAGAAACCCCAUGUACAUGGUGAAUGUGGAAAGGCCUUUAUCCAGAAGACUUCCCUUACUGUUCAUCAGCGAACACAUCCUGGAGAGAAACCUCACGUAUGUGGUGAAUGUGGAAAAGCCUUUAACAAGAACAAGUUUCUCACUGAUCAUCAGCGAACUCAUACUGGAGAGAAAGUCCAUCUUAAUCAUACUGGAGAAAAACCUCAUGUACAUGGGGAAUGUGGAAAGGCCUUUAUACAGAAGACUUCCCUUAAUGUUCAUCAGCGGUCUCAUCCUGGAGAGAAACCCCAUGUAUUUGGUGAAUGUGGGAAAGCUUUUAUCCGGAAGAAGGACCUCGCUGAUCAUCAUUGA